Ochotona princeps (American pika) is the source of this 3598-nucleotide messenger RNA. RefSeq names its product glucosamine (UDP-N-acetyl)-2-epimerase/N-acetylmannosamine kinase (gene GNE). Gene Ontology annotation, biological process: UDP-N-acetylglucosamine metabolic process. The transcript is spliced from 12 exons. Gene Ontology annotation, molecular function: hydrolase activity, hydrolyzing O-glycosyl compounds; UDP-N-acetylglucosamine 2-epimerase activity; N-acylmannosamine kinase activity. The record is from RefSeq and is a predicted model, not a curated record. NCBI's taxonomy places the organism in Eukaryota, Metazoa, Chordata, Mammalia, Lagomorpha, Ochotonidae. The coding region runs from base 219 to 2387 and encodes 722 amino acids.
GGCGCUCCGGGGUGGGUGUGUCGGGGCGUGUGUGAGAAGCGGGCACCUGGGUCGAGCGACGAGUCAUCGAGCCGAGCGCCUGGAUUGCGGAAGCCCCAGGGGCGGGCCCGCGCCCGGCCUGCUCCUCCGGCCCGGCUCCGGCUCUCGUCAGCUCCGCGGGAGGGAACCGGCACCUGGAACUCUAUUUUGAGAAUCUCUUGAAACAAACCAAAAAAGUCAUGGAGAAGAAUGGCAAUAACCGAAAGCUUCGGGUUUGUGUUGCUACUUGCAACCGUGCUGAUUAUUCUAAACUUGCCCCGAUCAUGUUUGGCAUCAAGACGGAACCCGAAUUCUUUGAACUUGACGUGGUGGUACUUGGCUCGCACCUGAUAGACGACUAUGGAAACACCUAUCGCAUGAUUGAACAAGAUGAUUUCGACAUUAACACCAGGCUGCACACGAUCGUCAGGGGCGAGGAUGAGGCAGCCAUGGUGGAGUCCGUAGGCCUGGCCCUGGUGAAGCUCCCAGAUGUCCUCAACCGUCUGAAGCCGGACAUCAUGAUCGUUCAUGGUGACCGCUUUGAUGCCCUGGCGCUGGCCACAUCUGCCGCCUUGAUGAACAUCCGAAUCCUUCAUAUUGAAGGGGGGGAAGUGAGUGGGACUAUCGAUGAUUCCAUCAGGCACGCCAUCACAAAGCUGGCUCACUAUCACGUGUGCUGCACCCGAAGCGCAGAGCAGCACCUCAUCUCCAUGUGUGAGGACCACGACCGCAUCCUCCUGGCAGGCUGCCCUUCCUACGACAAGCUGCUCUCCGCCAAGAACAAAGACUACAUGAGCAUCAUUCGGAUGUGGUUAGGUGAUGAUGUAAAAUCUAAAGAUUACAUUGUUGCACUACAGCACCCUGUGACUACUGACAUUAAGCAUUCCAUUAAAAUGUUUGAACUAACACUGGAUGCACUUAUCUCAUUUAACAAGCGGACCUUAGUUCUGUUUCCAAAUAUUGAUGCAGGGAGCAAAGAGAUGGUUCGAGUAAUGCGCAAGAAGGGCAUUGAGCAUCACCCCAACUUUCGAGCGGUUAAACAUGUCCCGUUUGACCAGUUCAUACAGCUGGUUGCCCAUGCUGGUUGUAUGAUUGGGAAUAGCAGUUGUGGGGUGCGAGAGGUCGGAGCCUUCGGAACACCUGUCAUCAAUUUGGGAACGCGUCAGAUUGGAAGAGAAACAGGGGAGAAUGUCCUUCAUGUCCGUGAUGCUGACACCCAAGACAAGAUCCUGCAGGCGCUGCACCUUCAGUUUGGCAAACAGUACCCAUGUUCAAAGAUAUAUGGGGAUGGAAAUGCUGUUCCAAGGAUUUUGAAGUUUCUCAAAUCUAUUGAUCUCCAAGAGCCACUACAAAAGAAAUUCUGCUUUCCUCCAGUGAAGGAGAAUAUCUCUCAAGACAUUGACCAUAUCCUGGAAACUCUGAGUGCCUUGGCUGUGGAUCUCGGUGGGACAAAUCUGCGAGUUGCAAUAGUCAGCAUGAAGGGUGAAAUUGUUAAGAAGUAUACUCAGUUCAACCCGAAAACCUAUGAAGAGAGGAUUAACUUAAUCCUACAGAUGUGUGUGGAAGCUGCAGCAGAAGCUGUAAAACUGAACUGCAGGAUUUUGGGAGUAGGCAUUUCCACAGGCGGCCGUGUAAAUCCUCGGGAAGGAAUUGUGCUGCAUUCAACCAAAUUGAUUCAAGAAUGGAACUCAGUAGACCUCAGGACUCCCCUGUCUGACACUUUGCACCUCCCCGUGUGGGUAGACAAUGAUGGCAACUGUGCUGCCCUGGCAGAAAGGAAAUUUGGCCAAGGAAAGGGACUGGAAAACUUUGUGACACUUAUCACAGGCACAGGGAUUGGGGGCGGCAUCAUUCAUCAGCACGAACUGAUCCAUGGGAGCUCCUUCUGUGCCGCGGAGCUUGGCCACCUGGUUGUGUCUCUGAACGGACCCGACUGCUCCUGUGGCAGCCAUGGCUGCAUUGAAGCGUAUGCGUCUGGAAUGGCCCUGCAGAGGGAAGCCAAAAAGCUGCAUGACGAGGACCUGCUCUUGGUGGAAGGGAUGUCAGUGCCCAAAGAUGAAGCCGUGGGCGCGCUCCAUCUCAUCCAAGCUGCAAAACUUGGCAAUGCAAAGGCCCAGAGCAUCUUAAGAACAGCGGGAACAGCUUUGGGUCUCGGGGUUGUGAACAUCCUCCACACCAUGAACCCCUCCCUCGUGAUCCUCUCUGGGGUCCUGGCCAGUCAUUACAUCCACAUCGUCAAAGACGUCAUCCGCCAGCAAGCCCUGUCCUCGGUGCAGGACGUGGACGUGGUGGUGUCAGAUCUGGCUGACCCUGCGCUGCUGGGCGCCGCCAGCAUGGUUCUCGACUACACAACUCGCAGGAUCUACUAGGCCUCCUAGGUGUGGACACGGACCGAUGCUGGCGAGAUCUUCAGUGGAAUCAAGUUCUGGUCUUUUAGAAAAACUUUGCUUAGAAAGCAAAUCUGUAAUUUCACUGCAGGUGACUUUGGUAGAAAAAAAAAUUUUUUUUGCCUCUUCUUCCAAACUUACUUUUUACAGUCCCCAUUUUUGUAGACAUUACUUUUUUCUAAUACUAUCCUAGGAGAGGUCACUUUGACCCAAACUCUAAGUUCCAGUCACCAUUUUCUGUGCCAAAAGGAGCUAUGAUGAUAAACCAGGAAGCCUUAGGACUAACAUGAACUGCUCAGGCCCACAGGCCUUGCUCGGGGAUGUGAAGUUCCUACUGGAGUUUGAGUUAAUAAUUCUCCUUCCUCUAACCCCACACUCAGAUCACAGAAAGAAACUUAAGGCUUAAGUAAACUUGUUUUUAAAAAGUCUUACUGACAUUUUUAAAAGUAGACAAUUUGAUAAGCUUUGCCCUGUGUAUAUACCUGUGAAACCACCACUGCAACCAAGGUGUUGGCCUUUUCUGGCACCCCCUUAGUAUAGCGUCACUUGUGGAACUUGUAAAGGCUUUACCCCAGGGAUCUGGGAUUGCAGUGGCUUUGGUGACCUUGUGUUUAUCUUCUUAGAGAUAGCUCAGGAGCCACUGGGAGGCACAGCCCUGGAAAGGAGAUUAACUGUCCCCAAGAGAUCUUUGCUGCUGAGCGGCAGACACUUUUCCCUUCCUCGUCGUGUGUGCUGGCGCUGGCCCGCCAUCCUUUAAAGCAGUGUUUGCAUGUGUCACACCCAGAGCCCACCUCUGCGGAUCUGGAUUCUGACCAAGAAAGAACCUGCUUCACUUGGUAUAAAAUACAAAAGCCAAAGUGCUGGCUUGUAACUAACCUGGAAAUACCGCCAAGUCAUCACGACUUACCAAAUGCCUGUCGUGUGCCAGCCUCCGCAUUAGGUUGCUUUCUGUAUUUUCACAACCUGUGAUGGUACUUUAAUUCCCACUGGAGAUUCCCAAACAUUGAGUGUCUUAAGUGGCAAACCUGAAGCUGGGGGCUAGAGACUCUGGGAGAGGGUUUGACCCAGGUCCCUGUGUGCUUUCUCUGCUAAGCCUUGCAACCCUUCAUUUCAAAACAGCUUCCAAAAUGCUGACAUAUGCCAGUUCACUUGAGGAUACCAGAUGUUUAAACAAGAGUAUGAUUUGCAAAUGA